AUGGCUAUCAAGACCGAGAGACUUCUAGCGGCGAUUCUCGCCGCGAACCCCAAGCUCAGGCUGGAUUAUCGCCAAAUCGCUGUGAUGUAUGGUGAAGGCUCGACUUUCAACAGUAUCGAGUACAAGAUGCGCCCGAUGCGCAAAUUGUCCGCACGGCUCAUUGCUGAAGAAGCAAAUGGCGACUCCAACGUUGCUAUGAGCCCUUCGCCUGAUGGCCCGCGUAUUCGUGCUCACAAGGUCACCAAGGCGAAGCCCAAGGCGAAGAUUACCGCCACGCAGAAGGCCAAGGGCACUAAGGCUGGCGAAGCGACUCUGACUGAAAGUUUGAUCGACGUUGACGGUGCUGCGGAAAGCGAUGCGGACGCUCUUAUCGUCAUUGGAGAGCCUGUCAAAAUUGACAGCGACACUGAAAAUGACACAAUGAUCAAAGUCAAGGAGGAAAAGGCCUUCGCCGGUGAACAGUACACUGGAGAGGUCGAUGACAAGACCAACUGGUUCGGAAUAUCCGAGCAGGGUUCCGGUUUCCAGUUUGAUAAAGAAAUCUUCAAGCAUGAGAAGUUCGGUGGGGAUAAAGUAGGCACCGAAGACAUGAAAUCAGAGUAUGCUCCUGCAUGGCCGGACAAGGCCUGGUUUAAGGAGGAGGAUGAAGCGUGA
Molecule: messenger RNA, 654 nt
Organism: Penicillium atrosanguineum
Lineage: Eukaryota; Fungi; Ascomycota; Eurotiomycetes; Eurotiales; Aspergillaceae
Exons: 2
Coding region: 1-654 (217 amino acids)
Source: RefSeq, a predicted model, not a curated record